This is a messenger RNA of Ooceraea biroi (clonal raider ant), 1668 nucleotides long. RefSeq lists its product as uncharacterized. The record is from RefSeq and is a predicted model, not a curated record. NCBI's taxonomy places the organism in Eukaryota, Metazoa, Arthropoda, Insecta, Hymenoptera, Formicidae.
AUGUGGUACAGUUGCCCUUUCGGACUCCGAGGCCUCCUCGGUUCCUCGUACUCUACGGCGUGCCACAUGCUCCGACGAUUACAACGUCGCCUCGAAUCGGACGCUGAUCUCGCCCGAUUAUAUAACGAUUUCUUACAAGAGUAUGAGGCCCUCGCACACAUGACUCGGGUCGGCACCACCGUUUCAGAUUCGGAGUCCGGCUAUUUCAUUCCGCAUCACGGAGUGUUAAAGGAAGGAAGCACGACCACGAAAUUGCGAGUCGUAUUCAACGGGUCCAGCCGAACCAACACCGGAUAUUCGUUAAACGACUGCCUACACAUAGGCCCGAAACAACAGCAGGAACUGUUUGACGUGCUACUUCGAUGGCGUCGGCACGCCUACGCCUUCUGUGCCGACGAGAAAAUGUACCGACAAAUCUUGGUGCAUCAGGAGGAUCGACGAUUUCAGCAAAUACUCUGGAGCGCUAGUGGACCGUCGAUUAUCUUUCAGCUCAACACGGUAACAUACGGGCUAACCUUCUCUGCAUUUGCUGCGAUACGUUUCAUAAAACAACUCGCGUACGACGAAGGCGAUCAUUAUCCAGACGCAGUUCUCAUCCUUCUGGAGGAGAUGUACGUCGACGACGCCCUUUCCGGUGCCGACACGCUUUCGCAUGCCCGCACAAAAGCAUCGCAAUUAGAUCAGCUCCUCAAGGCGGGCGGAUUCACGCUCCAAAAAUGGGCGUCGAAUGACCAAGCCGUGCUUGCGGAUAUCGACUCUCGCCGUCACGCGGCCCCCGCUCCUCGCGAAUUCCACGAUGAGUCAUUCGCGCGUGCCCUCGGACUCUCGUGGGACCCGUCGGGUUGGAUCUCACCCGUCACGAUCGUCGCUAAAUUAUUUAUGCAGGAGCUGUGGCGAAUUAAGGUGGAGUGGGAUGAGCCCCUCUCAGAUGAGUUCGCCGAUCGGUGGCGCGAAUUCGAGGAAGAACUCGAGACAAUGUCAAUCACCAUCCCGCGCUGGCUCGGCACGUCCUCAACGAACCUAACUGUCGAACUCCACGGUUUCUCGGAUGCCUCCCAACAAGCUAUGGGCGCCGUCAUUUAUUUACGCGUUACGACCUCGGCCGGGGUUAGCAUCGCAAUCGUGGCAGCGAAGAGCCGUGUCGCGCCCAUCAAGAAGAACACCAUUCCGCGUCUCGAACUCAGCGCUGCGGUUCUCUUAGCACGGUUACUUGUUCGCGUCCAAAUGGCACUCAAAUUAGAAUCAGCCUCGGUUAACCUGUGGGUUGACUCGAGCGUCGUACUGGCGUGGGUUCAUGGAUGCCCAUCAAGAUGGAAGGAGUUUAUAGCCAAUCGAGUCGCACUCAUUCACGAGCUCGCUCCCGCUGCUCGAUGGCGACACAUCGCAGGCCGCGAAAAUCCGGCUGAUUGUGCGUCACGGGGCAUUUCUCCAACGCAGCUGCUUACCCACCCACUGUGGUUUACAGGCCCACCUUGGUUAUCCCAGAGUCAUGAACGGUGGCCGAUCAUGUCGCCUCCAAUUCCUUCUACACAUCAACUGGAGGAACGGUCCGUUACCGCUAACGCCACCGCAACACAACGGGCCGCCGCCUGGGAUCUCAUCGAUCGAUACUCACGAUUAACGCGCUUACUCCGAAUCACUGCCUGGCUCAAGCGAUCAUUAAUUUGA